GCAUGUUGUAACAUAUACCAAGAGUUGCAUAUACAAAAUAGAGUGCAACUUGAGACAUAGAAAUGGCUAUGCUUGGGUAUUCAGAGAUGCUAGUAGCAAUUCUAGCAUUUCUCUUUAUUGUUACACUUACCCUUUGGCUUUGGUGGUGGAAUGGGAACUCUCUACUUAUCAACUGGCCUGUAGUAGGGAUGGUUCCACAACUUUCAUGGAACUCAUAUCGUCUCCAUGAUUUUCUCACUUGUAUACUCCAGCAAAGUCAAGGCACAUUUCUAUUCAAAGGACAUUGGUUUGGCGACAAGGAUUUUGUGUUCACUAGCGAUUCUAUGAACAUCCAUCACAUCCUGAGCAAGAAUUUUGCCAACUACCACAAGGGCGAGGAUUUCAGGGAGAUUUUUGAACCUAUGGGAGAUGGAAUUUUCAUUUCUGACUCCGAUAAUUGGAGAAAUCUAAGGAGAAUAUUUCAUUCUGUACUUAAAAGCAGGAGGUUCGAGCUUGCUACAAAGACUACUAUGGAGCAGAAGAUCUUGAAUGGCUUAUUCCCGAUUCUAAAGAAUGCUUCGAUGCUAGCAAGUGAGGUAGAUAUACAAGAUGUGCUUAAGCGAUUCAUGUUUGAUAAUAUAUGCUUAUUGGUUUUAGGCUUGGAUCCGAAUUCCCUUUCUCCAGAAUUCCCUCAUAUUCCUUGUGCGAAGGCCUAUGAUGACAUGUCGGAGGCUGCAAUUUACAGGCACACCUUGCCAGGAAGCAUUUGGAAGUUGCAAAGGUGGCUGCAGAUUGGGAAAGAGAAGAAGGUUAGGAAAGCCUGGGACAUCUUUGAUGAUUUUGCAGAGCAAUGCAUUACAAGAAAGCGACAGCAAUUAGGCCAAAGCAGCAGAAAUCAGGAGGAACUAGGGGAUUUCGACUUAUUAACAUACUUUUUGGUGAGAGAUGAUAAUAGUAAAGAUCAUCAAGGAGGAGAAGAUGCCAUUUGUACUAAAUCAAACAAAUUUCUAAGAGACACUGCCUUUAAUCUCUUGGCGGCUGGAAGAGACAGCGUCGCUGCUGGACUUGCUUGGUUUUUCUGGCUAGUUGCAACACACCCAUUUGUAGAGAAAAAGAUUUUGGAUGAGAUGGAAGCAAAUUUAAGAGAAGGAACUGGUGGUAAGUGGAAGAUUUUCAGUAUCGAAGAGGUAAGCAAACUAGUUUAUCUCCAUGCUGUUAUAUGCGAGACACUCCGACUGUAUCCACCUAUACCUUUUGAGCACAAAGCUUCUGUUGAACCAGACAUCCUUCCUAGCGGCCAUCAAAUCCCUGGAAAUAUGAAGAUCAUCUAUUCUUUAUAUUCAAUGGGAAGGAUGGAAGAUAUAUGGGGUAAAGAUUUCUUAGAAUUCAAGCCAGAGAGAUGGAUAUCAGAGAGUGGUGAAAUCAAGCAUGUACCGUCUUACAAGUUCAUAACAUUCAAUGCAGGACCCAGGACAUGUUUAGGUAAGGACUUGACGUUUCUGCAAAUGAAAACGGUUGCUUCUACCGUUUUAUGGAAUUUCUCUCUUCAAGUGGUUGAAAACCAUCCCAUUGGUCCAAGUGUUUCUAUGGUACUUUUUAUCGAAAAGGGUUUGAAGGUUAAGGUUUUUGAAAGAUUUGGGUCUUCAAAUGGAGGAAAUGAUGGAAAUCGCAUGUGACGAUUUUCUCCAGAAUCUAUCAGCUUGCAUGUAAACCAGUGACAAAAAUUCAUAUAUAAGAGCUAGUUUUUAGUUAACUAAUAAGGAGAGGCCAAAUGUUUGUGGGCUAGCUACACACUGUGGAUUUCCCUCCACCUUAAUUUCAUGUAUAAAAGCCAGUUUUUGUUGAUUUUUAUAUGAUUCACUGGUUCUGCCAUAGAAAAUGUUUCUCGAUUUGCUAAC
Messenger RNA from Hevea brasiliensis (rubber tree), 1877 nucleotides. Its product is annotated as alkane hydroxylase MAH1-like. The coding region runs from base 63 to 1655 and encodes 530 amino acids. Gene Ontology annotation, molecular function: iron ion binding; monooxygenase activity; oxidoreductase activity, acting on paired donors, with incorporation or reduction of molecular oxygen. The transcript has a single exon. Lineage: Eukaryota; Viridiplantae; Streptophyta; Magnoliopsida; Malpighiales; Euphorbiaceae. The record is from RefSeq and is a predicted model, not a curated record.